This is a messenger RNA of Anopheles cruzii, 1914 nucleotides long. RefSeq names its product clotting factor B-like. Gene Ontology annotation, molecular function: serine-type endopeptidase activity. NCBI's taxonomy places the organism in Eukaryota, Metazoa, Arthropoda, Insecta, Diptera, Culicidae. The transcript has 4 exons. The coding region runs from base 282 to 1736 and encodes 484 amino acids. The record is from RefSeq and is a predicted model, not a curated record. Gene Ontology annotation, biological process: proteolysis.
UGCGCAAGUCGCUAGUGGAACAGUUGCAGAUAGCGUUGGCCGGACGCUGCUUCGAAAAUUUCUACGAAACCGUAUCAUUUCGCUCGUGUCCGUGUGUGUGUGUGUGUUUUGUAGCUUGUUUUCAUCAGUUGCGCUGGAUGCAAGGUGAUAACUUUGCGCUUUUGGCGUUUGUGGCGGAGAUCUCGUCGACUAGGGGUCGCCUGUUUGUGGUGAAGAAAUAAAAGUGUUACCUCCAGACAAAAUACGCCGACCUCGGCGAAUUCGCUUUCCUUCCGGGAAAAAUGGCCAUCGGAGCACCACUGCUGGCCAUGCUGCUGGUUCCGGUUGCCGUCGCGCAGCUGGAUGGGAGUUUCUGGUGGAUGAACGGCAACCUGCUCAAGCAGGCGGAUGCACUGCGUGAAACGAAGGACGUAAAGGCGAUAGUUGUGAACAAGGACUCCCCGGUCGAUGAGGUACGCAUUGCAGGAAAUUCGCUCGCCUACAGCAAUGCACCGGAUUGCAUCUGCGUACCGGUCGGUCGAUGCCGCCACGGUCAGGGUUCGGCCAACGGUCCGGCGGUAAGGGAUGGUCUAUGUGGUGCUGAUAAUGUAUGCUGUCGGAGUAACCAUAUUCUAGCGCUCGAGGCUACCUCUACGAGGACACCUACAACAAUUCUUCCAUCCACUAAAUUGGAACCAAUCGAUGGAUUUACAUUCGAUAGCCGACCGGAUUCUCAGGCCGUGUCGAUUGAUCAAAACCUACAUCCCACUGAAUACGACCCAACCUUGUUGCUUGAGCUGUCGAAUUUUUUGCUAACUCAUAGCGUGGGGAAUGAAUUGGAACCAAUCGAAACGAAUGUCCUGGCAUUCGAUCAAGCAACUACCACUCAAGGUACAAUAACCACCACCACCACUACCGGUAGCAGUAUCAUAUCUAUGAGCAGUUCCACCGAUAAAUGCGGCGUAAGGCGCCAGACCGUCAGCAGCCAGGUAGUUUUCCAUGAUGAUGUUGAUGCACCAAUCGAAUCUCCUCAGGUUAGUUUUGCAAGUUUCGGUGAGUUUCCUUGGACGGUAGCUAUCUACCAAGUCAUCAAAAACGGAUCGUUCGUGUAUCGCUGUGGUGCUGCUCUACUCAGCGCGAACAUCUUAGUAACAGCUGCGCACUGUGUUUCUGAUAACCGUAUGCAUCCAGGACGUUUCGUUGUGCAUGCAGGAGACUGGGAUCGCAGGCACACACGGCUACCUCAUCAGGAACGUGCGGUUAGCAAAAUAGUCGUACACCCCAAUUACUACUCUGGUGCACUGUUCAACGAUGUAGCUCUGCUUUUUCUUAACGAACCAUUCAACGAUACACUGCCAAACGUUGGACCGAUAUGCUUACCGAAUGCAGUGGUUAGCAAUCACGAAUACACUGACUGUAUGGUAGUUGGAUGGGGUGGUACUCCUAAAAGCAAUGACGUCCAGCAUGUUUUGCAAUACACUAUGCUGGCUUUAAUAGACCGGAGCUCCUGUGAAGCGUUGCUACGGAAGCAACCAUCUCUUGGGCGUAAGUUUCAGCUGCAUGAUAGCUUCGUCUGUGCUCUUGGUAGCAGAAAGGCCGAUUCUUGUCAAGGAUCAGGCGGCAGUCCUUUCGUGUGCAACCGUAAUGGCCGAUACUAUCUGAUAGGUUUGGUUUCCUGGGGCAUCGGUUGCGGAGAAGGAGUUCCUGCAGUACUGAGCAAUACAGCAGGGCUCAGCAAUUGGAUCAGGGCACAGUAGUUUAUCAAACACAUUCUACGGUUUAGUUUUAGACUUUUCGAAAUAAUGUAGAUUUGGCAUUGAGCAAGGUACACAAUACGGGGAAUAAAGUACGCCAAUACAAGACAUGUUAAUAAAAAGCAAAUUGAUUGCAUAAAUUCCUAAUUACAAGUGGUGAAUGGAAAAAGUAUUUUAAAAU